AAGCAGAGUUUAAUCACGCGCACACAGCUAGGCGCGCAAGUGAUUAGACGACGUUUCUCUCUCUGGAUCCACCCUUUUUGCGUCCUUUGCUCGAUCGAUCGGCAGCUCUGUCGCAGUCAGGGUGUAUUCAGGCGAGUCUGGAUGGAUGAACGUCCUCCUCGAUCACGGUCUAGUAAGGUAACAUUUCCAGAUUUGGUAGACUUCCGUACACGAUCGGGAGAUGGCAUCGACGUCGUUCGGCAGAUCGGGGUAAAGUAUCGUAAUUUUGGUAUUUCUCUCUCAACGAUGAGAAUGGAGAUAUCGUCGACAACAUUGAGGCGGACUGCAGAUUUCGAUUGAUUGAAAUAAGGAAACAUAUACUACGGAAGUGGUUGCAGGGAAAUGGAAUACUUCCAAUAUCCUGGGUCACAUUAGUCACCGUGCUCAGAAUGAUAGAACUCAAUGCAUUAGCGAAAGACAUCGCAGAUAACUUGGAUGAUGUGCCUGGGUCUGGUGAUGGCGCUAUUGCAAGUGAUGGGCUAGAGCUAGACUGGGUUAAGGAGAUGGAGCGAGGUGUGUCUUCCUGGUCGGAUAAACCAACUAUGCCACUACUUCUGAGGUUUCCCUCUCGGUCAGGACGUAUCAUCAAAAUUACUGAGCGAAUAGCAGCUUGGAAUAAGGAAGUGGGUCGUAUACUGCUCGAAGAUGACACUGGGGCUGCCACUGAGAACAUAGUGGCACAAUUCAAGUAUGACCCACCAACUCGAGCAACGGAAGCAAUUCUCCAGCGAUGGCUGCGUGGGAUUGGGAGGACGCCUUUGUCUUGGACCACCCUCGUUGAAGUACUGGGAGAGAUGGGUUUGGGCGAGUUGGUGCAAGAGUUAGAAGAACACUUUGGUAAAUCAAUAGCUACUGUGAAACCUCUGAAUAAGGGAACACCUCAAUGGGAUGUUGCAAGUGUCCUUUAGUUGCCGAGCGUGAGGCAACUACUCCGGGUUGUAUUCUCGCGAUGUACGUACGUACGUGUCGGCAAUUAGUCACGCUUAGGAAUGUAAAUUAGUCACCAGCAGGAAGUGUAACUUCCGUCAUUCGUAGGAUAGGAAGUCUGGCAGUCAGUAGAGCGCGCGCACGAUCGGCCUCUAGUGAGUGUA
Messenger RNA from Geodia barretti, 1130 nucleotides. The record is from the annotation of a GenBank genome assembly. NCBI's taxonomy places the organism in Eukaryota, Metazoa, Porifera, Demospongiae, Tetractinellida, Geodiidae.